UAUACUGUGAAUGUUUUGCCCCAGUCACAGCUGGGCGUAUUCAGCACCGAUUUCGGUGUGACUUUUGGCCAUUUCAUUGGUGUUGAUUUUCUCUUUUGGCAACCGGCGCAAGCGUUGGUUAAGCAGCUAGGCAUAACAGAUUUGAUAAAUCCAACGCAUUGGUUUAAUGAGUUGCCUUUCCUAACCGCUGUACAAUUGCAAGAAGGCUGGGCUUUUGCCAACGAUGUCAACUUGCUUGCCGCAGAUGCGAGCAGUCCAAGUAGCCAAAAUAGCGGCUCGGGUAUUUAUGCUGGACGCUCGGGACGCCUUGCAGCCGUCAUCUGUGAGGAACCUACUACACAGUUGCUUACCGCGAGAGUGCCGAAACGCGCCUAUCGGGACAGUUAUCAAAUGGUAACGACAAUACAACCCGCCUUUGUGCCACAACUUCAAACGCCACGUCUCACCAAACUCGAUCUGCAGCGCGACUAUAAUGUGGAUAUUUUUAAGACGCAGCUGUUAGAAGCUGAUUUCACGUCGGUUAAUGAAACUCUCUGCUACGAUAGCCAUUUCUGCUGCCACUUUCAAGCGAAACGCGCACCGGUUGCCAGCAGCGCGAGUACCCACACGGCUUAUCGCUAUCGGCUGGCUGCUUAUAGCGGCUCGCAGGCUACACUCCAACGCAUUGAAACAGCGGAAUUGAAAGUUUGUGCUGUGCUCGCCUGCACGAAUGGGCAGUUGUACAGUUGUGGGCAUAUCUUUCCUGAAAAUGUGUCGGUCGCUAAUAAAUACUAUUUUAGCGCGUUGAAAGUGAGCGCAAAAUUUGCGCAUGCGCCACGACGUCUAAUUAUGCCGACUAGCGUGGAUGGCGCUAUGUUGCCGCUGCCGGUGCACAUGUACGAGUGGCAAAUGGAUGAGAGGAAUAAAAUUACUACUGUAUCCAUUAGUUUAAGAUCGCCAAAAUUAGAUUUGCUCACUUUUGGUAUUUGGGCCAACUAUUUCAUCGACAAAGUGAGUCAACAUAAUUUGGACCCUAUAUGGCCACCAACUCAGCCUGUGAGCUCUACUGCUGCCUCGCUAAGCGGUUUUCAGCUUAUAACCGCAUUGUUGUUGCUGGUGUCUUUCAAAAAAAUCAAAUGAAACGAGAUGAGCUGAAAGGAAA
Messenger RNA from Rhagoletis pomonella (apple maggot), 1141 nucleotides. RefSeq names its product vanin-like protein 1. The record is from RefSeq and is a predicted model, not a curated record. The annotation marks the transcript as partial. The transcript is spliced from 2 exons. Lineage: Eukaryota; Metazoa; Arthropoda; Insecta; Diptera; Tephritidae.